This is a messenger RNA of Bacidia gigantensis, 1308 nucleotides long. RefSeq lists its product as uncharacterized. The record is from RefSeq and is a predicted model, not a curated record. The coding region runs from base 1 to 1308 and encodes 435 amino acids. The transcript has a single exon. Lineage: Eukaryota; Fungi; Ascomycota; Lecanoromycetes; Lecanorales; Ramalinaceae.
AUGAGGGGACCUGAUGGGGAACUGGAACGAUCUGGCAUCAACGUUGACUCUGUGUUAGAACUUGUGACUCAUUCUGGAUUCAAAUACCCUCUCCGAUGCACUCGAGACAGCCGUAUGAACUGGCUAGAAUGGGUGCGACUUUGUAAAGCUGAUCUCUGCGUUGCCCUGUUUCUCUCUCAACUUCACAAUCUUGAGUACUACUCAAUGACAACGACAGAGAAUUCGAGGUAUUGGGUCUCUGUCCUCUCACUUUUUCGCCGUGUAUUGUGUAAUGAGACCCCAUGCAUGUCAAUGGCUCGCUUCGAGAAACUAAAGAGCGUCGAUAUCGACAAUAAUAUGCAAUCAACGCCUACGAAUCGUCUCGUUGGGAGGGAUAAGUACAGCGAAUUCUCAACAAAGUACGCACUUUAUCUGCCAAGUCUCACAAGCUUACGGGGCACUCUUUCGAAACCAUUUGGCCACAGUCGUCAAAGAUUUUGCUGGCCAGUUGAGACUGCCCCGGCGGUGCCGCUGGCAAGUAUGCUUACAAAUUUAUCCUUACGUGGAACUAACAUAACAUUCUCACACCUGGAGGCCUUUCUGCGAGUUACACCCUCUUUGACGCGGUUCGAUUAUGAGAUUGUACGCUAUGUUGAUGACUUAAAUGUCGAGAGAUUCUACUGCAAGUCUUUAAUCAAAGCUCUCAAAUUAGUAGCUGGAAGUUUACAGAGCCUGAGACUCUCAACUCGCUUCGAGAUGGGCCGUACUGAAGGGCGUGAUUUCAAAGCCUUGUAUGGCAGAAAAGAUCUCGAUAUCAGAGGAAAUACUUCUUUUAGAGGUUUCAGUAGGCUCGACAAGCUUGAGAUCCCUAUAAUUCUUCUUCUCGGCUCAUCAUCACACGAAUGCUCCAAGAUCAUCGAUCAACUACCACAGAGCCUCCAGAGACUAAGCCUGAAUGACAACCUCACACUCUACCGAGCUUUCGAAUGGAGAAGUCCAGCCAUCUUGAAGGUAUUGGAGAAGUCGCUGCAGUCUUUCUCGACACAUACAGACCGCCAGCAUUUGCACUUCCUAGAACUCAUCAUAAGAGAUAGCAGCGAAAAUCCCUUCAGGGGAAAAAGUCACUUUUACGUCAAGCCCGAGAUGAAAGAUCUCCCAUACGCAUGGGAUGACUGGGACUUACAAACUCAAAAAAUGUUUCACAAAAUUUGUGCUAAUGCCGGACUUCGAUCUCAAUUCCGCAGGCGACCAUUGGAUGUCUUUGGCUUUCAGACGGUUUUUGAUGAUGACUGGGUCAGUAGAACUAACCCACGAGGAUGGUUGCUAUAA